AUGGAAAGACCUACAAGAGCAACUAGAGGAAAGAGAACAAUCCCAUUGACAGCAGAAGAGAUUGCUGCAAACGAAGAGUUUUGGGGUGAACUGUUAAAAGAUGAUAAAGAAGUUGAUCCAGAUUUUGAAGAUGUAGCUGCAAGUGAUGAUGAUGAAGACAUUUCAGAUGACACUGAAGAUGAAGUGGAAAGUGAGAAUGAAGCAGAUGUCAAGAUUGAUAAAGCAAAGGAAAAGAAACAAACAAAGAAACAAAUAUAUAAAGAUUCAAAAUCAAAGAGAAAAAGUGCUGCAAUUGAUAAAUCAAGUAAACCAAGUUUUAUAAAGGCGAUAGAAGAUCAAGAAGAUGGUGGAGAAGAAGAAGAGGAAGGGGAUGACGAUGAACCAGUUGAAAAGGUGGUCAAAAAGGCCAAAAGAACACCUCCAACUCCACAAUCACCAACCAUCACAAGAAAAUCACUUAGACCAGCUGUACAAGCAUCGAUUGAAAGAAGUGAAGCUGCUCAAAAAGCAAUGAGAGAACAACCAAAAAAAGUAAUUAAAAAGAGAGCUGCCAAAGAAAAACAAUUAACACAGGCACAACUAUUGGAGGAGGCCAGAAAAACAGAAGUCAUCAAUCAAAACUCUUUAAAUAAUCUAUUGUUAAAAGAAGAAGAAAGAAGAAAAUCAUUACAUACUUCUAAAAAACAAGUGAUUACUGGACCAAGAAUAUUAUAUUCAUCAAAUAUUAAAACUGGAACUACCAUUUCAUUCUCUGAUGAUUUUAUACCAGAUUGUUUAGAUGAAAAUAAACAAAAAAAGGAUAAAGAAGCGUUAAAAGAAUUGGUUGGAUUGGUAAAGAGUACAAAGAUAUGUGCAGUCACUGGUGAACCUGCAAAAUAUAUAGAUCCAACUACUAAAUUACCAUUUUCAACUAUAUCUUCUAAAUCACAACUAUCAAAUAUUGCAAAUAAUAAUAAUAAUAAUAAUAAUAAUAAUAAUAAUAAUAAUAAUAAUAAUAAUAAUACGAUUCAAACACCAAACAUGGCCAGUGGUACAACCACACCAUCAUUGGCAUCAUCAACAUCAUCGACAUUACCAACAUUGGCAGAGAAAAGAACACCAAAAAGAAAAUCAAUUCCAACUAUAAAUACUACUACAAGUGCUGAAUCAAGUACAUGA
Cavenderia fasciculata is the source of this 1158-nucleotide messenger RNA. RefSeq lists its product as uncharacterized. The transcript is spliced from 5 exons. Bases 1 to 1158 code for a protein of 385 amino acids. Lineage: Eukaryota; Evosea; Eumycetozoa; Acytosteliales; Cavenderiaceae. Gene Ontology annotation, molecular function: ATP-dependent H2AZ histone chaperone activity. Gene Ontology annotation, cellular component: nucleus. Gene Ontology annotation, biological process: chromatin remodeling; regulation of DNA-templated transcription. The record is from RefSeq and is a predicted model, not a curated record.